AGAGGACGGAAAUGUCGGGAAUUGCUCCCUUCCUGUAUGUGCACCUCACCUUAGCGGUGCGCGUCUUUGCGUGACAAAGAGAAAGAUAGAGAGGGCUACGGGCGGGCGUCGCUUCUCCCACCGGACUAGAGCUGCAGCAGGACACGUUCGGAGGGUCUAGAGAGGACAGGAAGAGACAGAGGGGCGGCGUGGAACUCGACAGAAAAGAGGGUGGGACGUUCAAUUAAGUGUUUUUGCAGAUAAAAUUCUCUCUCACCAUGUGGGGAAGAUCUAAGAUGCUAUUCCACUAAACCAGGACAAGAGAGAGAGGCAGCAAGACAAAAUCAGAUCUUCUUUUGAAUCUUCCAUCAUUUGGAUAAGGAAUAACUCUUUUUCUGCACUGCUGUACAUGAUUGUUUUCGCAAGAAAACAGUAAAAGAAAAAGAAAAAUUGAGACUACACACUCCUUUUCUUGUGAAAUAAUUUUCUUUGACUUCUGACCCUUGACAUUUAGUCCUCAGUAUGAGCAGUAUGGUAGGAAAGCUAGACCCUCGGAGGGUACAGUGGGGCGCAAAAUGGAACACCUUUGCGUCCCGUGUCCUGAGGACCAAACCUGUGGAGUCCAUGUUGGAUUCGGCCAUGACCGGCACUAGCUCACAUGGUACUAGGCUGGCCCGUGUGUUAUCUACAGUGGACCUGGUGUCCCUGGGUGUGGGUAGCUGCGUUGGGACAGGGAUGUAUGUGGUCUCGGGGCUGGUUGCCAAGGAAAUGGCCGGUCCGGGGGUCAUUGUGUCCUUCAUUAUUGCCGCUGUGGCCUCAAUAUUGUCAGGAGUGUGUUAUGCAGAGUUUGGCGUGCGGGUGCCUAAGACCACAGGUUCGGCCUACACAUACAGCUAUGUGACUGUGGGCGAGUGUGUGGCGUUUUUCAUCGGCUGGAACUUAAUUCUGGAGUAUCUGAUUGGCACGGCAGCGGGGGCGUCGGCCCUCAGCAGCAUGGCAGACUCACUGGCCAAUCACAGCAUCAGCAACUUUAUGAUUUCACACAUCGGAACUCUCAAUGGCUUGGGUAAAGGGGAGCAGUCAUACCCAGACCUGCUGGCGCUGCUGAUCGCACUGCUGGUGACAGUGAUAGUUGCUUUGGGAGUGAAGAACUCUGUGGGCUUCAACAACGUGCUGAACGUCAUCAACCUAAUAGUGUGGGUAUUCAUGAUGAUCGCCGGACUUUUCUUCGUCAACGGAGAGAACUGGGACGAGGGGAGGUUCCUGCCCUUUGGCUGGUCGGGGGUGAUGCAGGGAGCAGCCACCUGUUUCUAUGCCUUCAUUGGAUUUGACAUCAUUGCUACAACAGGAGAGGAGGCCAAGAGUCCCAACACCUCCAUCCCCUAUGCCAUCACUGCCUCACUCAUCACCUGCCUCACUGCUUACGUCUCUGUUUCUGUGAUCCUGACUCUGAUGGUCCCGUAUAAUGAGAUUGACGCGGACGCCCCACUCAUGGAGAUGUUUGCCAUGCAUGGCUGUAUGUUUGCAAAGUAUAUCGUCGCGGUGGGCUCCAUAGCCGGACUCACUGUAUCCCUCCUGGGGUCCCUGUUCCCCAUGCCCAGGGUCAUCUAUGCCAUGGCGGGGGACGGCCUGCUUUUUAAGUUCCUGGCCAAUGUAUCUUCCUACACAGAGACCCCUGCUGUUGCCUGUGUAGUGUCAGGCUUUCUGGCAGCCCUGCUGUCCCUCCUGGUCAGUCUCAGAGACCUCAUAGAGAUGAUGUCCAUAGGAACCCUGCUGGCCUAUACCCUGGUAAGCCUGUGUGUCCUACUGUUGCGUUACCAACCUGAGAGUGACAUCCACGGCUUUGUGAACUUCCUCUCUGAGGAGCAGAACAGCAAGAGGAAGGAAGGCGUUCUGGCUGAGUGCGAAAAAGAUGCCUGUUCACCCACCAGCGAAGCAGAUGAGUAUGGAGAUCCGCCCACUAACACCUGUGGAGCCAAAAACCUGCCGUCACUGGGUGAUAACGAGAUGCUGAUAGGCAAACCAGAUAAAAACGCCUACACUGCAAGCCACCCAAACUAUGGCACAGUGGAUAUGACUACUGGCAUUGAAGCAGAAGAGUCCGAGGGCGGGAUGUCCCGGCGGUUGAAGAAGCUCAUUGGUCCACGCUACUACACCCUGAGGAUCCGAUUGGGUCUUCCGGGAAAGAUGGACAGGCCAACUCCAGCCACGGGGAAAACUGUCACUGUGUGUGUGCUGCUACUCUUCAUCAUCAUCUUCGCUUUCUGCUCUUUCAUCAUCUUUGGUUCGAGCACUAUUGGGGAGGGUCGCUGGUGGGCUUUGCUGCUAUUAAUUUUCUUCAUCAUCUUCAUUGCCCUGCUUAUCAUCAUCAUCCUCCAGCAGCCAGAGAACCCUAAGCGGCUGCCCUACAUGGCACCCUGUGUGCCCUUUGUACCUGCUUCAGCCAUGCUAGUCAACAUCUACCUCAUGCUUAAACUGUCUGCCAUCACCUGGAUACGAUUUUCAAUCUGGUGCCUCGUGGGUGUGCUCAUCUACUUUGGCUAUGGCAUGUGGAAUAGCACGCUGGAGAUCACGGCCAGAGAAAACGAGGUGCAUGCCUCCACCUAUCAGCGUUAUGAUCAAGGUGUGGACGAAGGCUUCUGUGGCUUUGACGAUGAUUUCUACCCGCCUACUACUGACCCCUGGGUUGCACCAGCCGGGGGAUCAGGGAUCACCCCGCCCCCUGAGGCAAAAUCCGAAAGUGACGGGAUGCCAUUGAAAGGUGGGGGCAGGACCAUUGCCAAUCACGGCCUCGCGGAGGAGGAUCCAAUGGAUUUCUGAAGGGACUGACUCUGUUACCCUGAAUGUACUGCCUUGUCUGCUGCCUGGGGGAAGUGAGGGGAACUGUUGCGUGAGUGCAUGAAUGCUUGUGUGUGUGUGUGUGUGCUUGUGUAUAUCUCUGCAUGUGUGUGUGUGUGUAUUUGUUUGUGUGUAAAACCCUUGGGCUAGAUAGUUUCUUGGCAGUGGAAUGGCUUUUCAUUCACCUUACUCUAACACGCUUGGCUCUCCAGCUCACACAGCAAAUGUGGAUGUCAAGGUCAUGAGUGUCUAGUCACAGUCACUUGUUAUUCACUUACUAGAGUUCACAUCCCACACAAAAAUAAUCCAGAUAGAAAAAUGCAGACGUAGCAGGAGAUAAAAUAUAAUGUGUCUCACUGCACUGUGAACCAUGACACAUUGUGCAUUAAGCAAUCAGUUAACUGUUUAUAAGUAUGAAUUUACGGGAUACAGGAGAGGACAAGGUGAUGAGCGAGGAACAGAUGAAUAAGCACCUCUCUUCCUGUUUCAGCAUAGACAGACAGGAAAGUGAGAUGACAGAAUGCCAAGCCCAAGCUACAUCCUAUGUACAGGUCUGAAUUUCUCUGCUUGUUUUAUUUUCAACAGACAGGAAAACAUGCUCUCAAAAACACAUAACACUUUCUUUAAAAUCCAAAACUGCUUUCUGUCUGUCUUUAAAUAUUUCCCCUAGGCCCUAACAUCUAGCCCAAGGGAUUCAGAAUUACACUGGGAAGAGGUUGUUGAUGUUCUCUGUCACAAAUAGUACUUGGACUUUGCUUGCAAUAGUGCCUUCAUCUACUGUAUGUGUAUGUGAGUUUCUGAUUAUGUCUGUUUUUCUACUAUAAUUUUGCCUGUGUAUGUGUCAGGGUGUAUGUGCAAUCAAACUCCACCUUUUACAUUGAUUCUCAUGUCUGUGUAUGUAGAUAUAAAGUGUGUUCUUCAGGUUGUU
Molecule: messenger RNA, 3745 nt
Organism: Micropterus dolomieu (smallmouth bass)
Lineage: Eukaryota; Metazoa; Chordata; Actinopteri; Centrarchiformes; Centrarchidae
Gene: slc7a14a
Product: solute carrier family 7 member 14a
Exons: 10
Coding region: 502-2799 (765 amino acids)
Biological process (GO): transmembrane transport; amino acid transport
Cellular component (GO): plasma membrane
Molecular function (GO): amino acid transmembrane transporter activity
Source: RefSeq, a predicted model, not a curated record